Messenger RNA from Moneuplotes crassus, 1092 nucleotides. The record is from the annotation of a GenBank genome assembly. Lineage: Eukaryota; Ciliophora; Spirotrichea; Euplotida; Euplotidae.
AUGGAAGCACAAAGCAAGCCACUGAUUUGCAUCACAGGGAUCAACGGAUAUUUAGGCUCAUGGGUCUGUAAAUAUGCCCUUCAAGACGGUCAAUAUCGAGUUCGAGGAACAGUCAGAAAUGUUAAAGACACUGAGAGAUUGCAACCUAUCAAAGAAGAAUUUGGAGAUCUUUGGGACCAAUUAGAACUUGUCCAAGCUGAUCUCCUUGACACUGAAUCCUUAAGACAAGCAAUUAAGGAAUGCUCCUAUGUAAUCCAUGUUGCCUGCCCAGUUCCUCUGCAUCAGCCUGAUGACGAAGAUGAAGUUAUCAAACCUUCUGUGGAGGGCACAAAGGAUAUUUUUAUGGCUUGCCAAGAUGAAGGUGUUAAAAGACUAAUCAUCACUUCCUCCAUCAGCAUUAAUGAAGACUUUAGAUAUCCUACUUGUGACGAAGAGACUCCUUACCCACUUGAUCAGCCAUGGAUAAAUGCUUACAGAAAAGCUAAAAUAUUCGCUGAUGAGCUAGUUUGGGACAUGGUUAAUGAUGAGAAUAAUAAACUUGAAGUUGUUUCUCUUUUACCAGGACUCAUCAUUGGCCCGAUCUUCAUCAAGUCGAACUUCACUUCUAAAGAGGUUAUACAGAUGAUACUGACAGGGAAAUAUCCUCUCUGGCCUAAUCUACAUAUUAGCUGUGUUGAUGUCAGAGACUGCGCGGAAGCUCACAUGAGAGCUCUUACUUGCAAGAAGAACAUCAAAAUUUGCUUAGCAAAUGGAACAAAAAGCAUCCUUGAGAUGGUCGAAAUCAUUAGAGGCGAAUUCUCUCAGUACGGAUAUUGGAUCUCAAAUUGGGGUUUGAACUAUUGGAUAGCAUACCUUGCAAGUUUCUUCAGUUCAGAUAUGGCGUUAGCCCUUCAACUCUGGGGACGUAGGACAGAAAUCGACAACACCAGAGCAAUCAAAGAGUUAGGCCUAAAAUUCACCCCUAUUGAUCAGACAAUAAUCACCACUGCUUACUCCUUAAUCAAGCAAGGAUACGUAAUAGAUAGAACAAAUGGAAACGCAGAUGACCAUAUCUCCUCUCUAAACUAGCCCAAUAACAACUUCAACACCACA